This is a messenger RNA of Arabidopsis thaliana (thale cress), 1457 nucleotides long. RefSeq names its product F-box/RNI-like superfamily protein. The coding region runs from base 150 to 1391 and encodes 413 amino acids. The record is from RefSeq and is marked reviewed. The transcript has 6 exons. NCBI's taxonomy places the organism in Eukaryota, Viridiplantae, Streptophyta, Magnoliopsida, Brassicales, Brassicaceae.
GGGUAUUUUGCAUUUCUUCAUAUCUUCGCUUGUAAGGCCAUAGAAGUCAGCUACUAAUCACUCCCACUCUCUCUCUCUCUCUCUCUCUCUCUAUCUCUUCUCACUGGACGCAUUCAUUGAAAUCGCUUAAUUUUGGGUCUUAAGAGAAGAUGGAUGGUGUUAGCAGUCUACCAAACGAGCUUCUUUGUCACAUAUUGUCCUUCCUUACCACAAAGGAGGCUGCUUUGACUUCUAUUCUCUCCAAGAGGUGGCGCAAUCUCAUUGCAUUUGUUCCUAAUCUUUACAUUGAUGACACUGUGUUUCUCCAUCCAGAAGAGGGUAAGCGGGAUAGGCCCGAAAUUAUACAGAGCUUCAUGGAUUUUGUGGAUAGAAUACUGGCUUUGCAGGGUAAUUAUCCCAUUAAGAAAUGCUCCCUCAAGUGUUUAACCGAGGUUGAUUCAGUUCGUGUGGAUGCUUGGAUAAGUAAUGUGUUGGCGCGUGGUGUUACGGACCUUGAUCUAUUAAUCAUCUUGGAUUGUGAGAGUGAUGAUAACUAUCGGCUGUCUCCAAAAUGUCUCCAGAGCAGCACACUAGUUAGCCUGAAAAUAGACGGUGGAAUUGAUAUUGCUCGGGUUGAUAACUUUGACAUUCUUCUUCUUGCUUUGCCUGCACUUGAGGAAUUAGCCCUGGUUGAUGUAAUCUGGAAAGAUGAGGAUGAUUACCCACUAGUUAAUAUGAAAAACUUAUUUGAUGCUCGAAUCAUCUUCAUGCUACAACUCCCGGGAGCUAGAGAACCAGAUGAUGAUCAUUGGUUCGACCAAAACGUUGCUCUCAGAUAUAGCAAUGUGUGGAAACUCUUUCUUGGCUUACAAAAUGUUCCAAAUCUUUACUUGUCUCCUGAUACUCUCAAGGUGCUUUCUCUAUAUUGUGAAUCGAUGCCGGUGUUCAAAAACCUCAAAUCAUUAGCUAUUAAGAGUGGCAAGGAACGAGGUUGGCAGGCAAUCCCAGUUCUUCUAAGGAACUGUCCACAUUUAGAAACUCUAGUCAUUGAGGGUGUCUUGCACAAUGUCACAGAUAAAUGUGGGGAUGCUUGUGACUGCAUUUCUAGGGAGGACAAAGGUCGUUCGCUGACAUCUUGUCCAGUAAAAAUGUUAGAGAUUCGAGGGUUUAGAGGAACAAUGAAAGAGAUGACAAUGAUGAAGCAUUUCUUGGACUAUUUUCUGUGUCUGAAGGCGAUGAACAUCUAUGUUGAAGAGAAUGAUCCUACAGAGCUCAGAUUCCCUGAAGUGUCUAAAUGUAUCAUGCAGAUGAUGGAAGAAUACAACAAGUUAUCGAGUUGCAACGUCGAACUCCUUGUGACUGAUUACUUUUACUUCUCUGAGAAGUGGACUGCAAAAGGAAGAAUUCUCUGACAAAACAAAACUUGCUCAAAGUUUUGUCAAAGGUCCCAUGGAAAUUCAUUCCGGUUCUUUUGUUUA